Messenger RNA from Gracilinanus agilis (Agile Gracile Mouse Opossum), 2592 nucleotides. It is a transcript of the gene PDE5A, whose product is annotated as phosphodiesterase 5A. The record is from RefSeq and is a predicted model, not a curated record. NCBI's taxonomy places the organism in Eukaryota, Metazoa, Chordata, Mammalia, Didelphimorphia, Didelphidae. The transcript has 21 exons. Gene Ontology annotation, molecular function: protein binding; 3',5'-cyclic-GMP phosphodiesterase activity. Bases 104 to 2572 code for a protein of 822 amino acids. Gene Ontology annotation, biological process: signal transduction.
GGGGGAGCCCGGGGAGCCCCGGGACACCGCCUGGGUGGAAGCGUGGCUGGACGACCACUGGGACUUCACUUCCUCUUACUUUGUGCGGAAAGCCACUAGAGAAAUGGUCAAUGCAUGGUUUGCUGAGAGAAUUCAUCCCAUCCCAGUCUGUAAGGAAGGAGUCAGAGGUCCCACCGAGUCCUGCUCUUGUCCCCCUCAGCAGAGUCCUCGUGCCGAGAGCGCCGCGCCCGGCACCCCCACCCGGAAAAUCUCAGCCUCCGAGUUCGACCGGCCACUGCGGCCCAUCGUGGUGAAGGACGCCGAAGGCACCGUGAGCUUCCUCUGUGACUCGGAGAAGAAGGAACAGAUGCCUCUGCAGCCCCCUAGGUUUGGCGCCGACACGGGAGACCAGUGCUCUCGGCUCCUGGAGCUCGUGAAAGAUAUCUCUAGCCAUCUGGACGUCACGGCGCUUUGUCACAAAAUCUUCUUACACAUCCACGGGCUGAUCUCGGCCGAUCGCUACUCCCUCUUCUUGGUCUGCGAGGAUAGCUCCAACGACAAAUUCCUCAUCAGCCGCCUGUUCGACGUCGCCGAAGGCUCCACCCUGGAAGAAGCUUCCAAUAGCUGUAUCCGCUUAGAGUGGAACAAGGGAAUUGUGGGUCAUGUGGCAGCUCUGGGGCAGCCCUUGAACAUCAAAGAUGCAUAUGAGGAUCCAAGGUUCAAUGCGGAAGUGGACCAAAUCACAGGCUACAAGACCCAGAGCAUUCUCUGUAUGCCGAUCAAGAACCACAGGGAUGAGGUUGUUGGUGUGGCCCAGGCCAUUAACAAGAAAUCUGAAAAUGGUGGCACAUUCACGGAAAAAGAUGAAAAGGAUUUUGCCGCUUAUCUGGCAUUCUGUGGAAUUGUUCUCCACAAUGCCCAGCUGUAUGAAACAUCACUUCUGGAGAACAAACGGAACCAGGUGCUGCUGGACCUUGCCAGCCUGAUCUUUGAAGAGCAGCAGUCCUUAGAAGUGAUCCUGAAGAAGAUCGCGGCUACCAUCAUUGCCUUCAUGCAGGUGCAGAAAUGCACAAUCUUUAUAGUGGAUGAAGAUUGCUCGGAUUCGUUUUCUAGGGUGUUUCACAUGGAGUUUGAGGAUUUGGAAAAACCAGCAGAUGCUCUAACAAGGGAUGGAGACACGAACAGAAUUAAUUACAUGUACGCUCGCUAUGUCAGAGACACCAUGGAACCUCUUAACAUCCCCGACGUCUAUAAGGACAAGAGAUUUCCCUGGACAAAUGAAAACCCAGGAAGCUUUCAGCAGCCCAUUAGAAGUUUGCUUUGUACGCCUAUAAAAAAUGGGAAGAAGAAUAAAGUCAUAGGAGUUUGCCAGCUCGUUAAUAAGAUGGAAGAGAAUUCCAGCAAAUUCAAACCUUUCAACCGAAACGAUGAGCAGUUCCUGGAAGCUUUUGUCAUCUUUUGUGGAUUGGGAAUCCAGAACACCCAAAUGUAUGAAGCAGUGGAAAGAGCCAUGGCCAAGCAGAUGGUAACUCUAGAGGUUCUGUCAUAUCAUGCUUCUGCAGCAGAAGAGGAAACGAGAGAGCUUCAGUCAUUAACAGCCGCCAUGAUACCAUCCGCCCAAACCCUCAAGAUAAUGGACUUCUCCUUCAGUGACUUUGAGCUCUCCGAUUUGGACACGGCCCUCUGCACGAUUCGGAUGUUCACUGACCUCAACCUUGUGCAGAAUUUCCAGAUAAAACACGAGGUUCUUUGCAGGUGGAUCCUAAGUGUCAAAAAGAAUUAUCGAAAGAAUGUAGCCUACCACAAUUGGCGGCACGCCUUUAACACAGCCCAGUGCAUGUUUGCUGCAUUAAAGUCAGGUAAAAUUCAGAACUGGCUGACCGACCUGGAGAUCCUGGCCUUGCUGAUCGCUGCUCUGAGCCAUGACCUGGAUCACAGAGGGGUGAACAACUCGUAUAUACAGAGAAGUGAACACCCCCUCGCGCAGCUUUACUGCCACUCCAUAAUGGAGCACCAUCAUUUUGACCAGUGCCUGAUGAUCCUUAACAGCCCAGGCAACCAGAUUCUCAGUGGCCUGUCCAUUGACGAAUACAAAGCCACAUUGAAAAUGAUCAAGCAGGCAAUUCUAGCCACUGACUUGGCAUUGUACAUCAAGAGAAGAGGAGACUUUUUUGAACUCAUAAGAAAGAAACAAUUCAACUUUGAAGAUUCCCAGCACAGAGAGUUAUUUCUAGCAAUGCUGAUGACAGCCUGUGAUCUCUCUGCGAUAACCAAGCCCUGGCCAGUUCAGCAGCGGAUAGCAGAGCUAGUGGCUGCAGAAUUUUUUGACCAAGGAGACAGAGAGCGAAAGGAAUUAAACAUCGAGCCCACAGACUUGAUGAACAGAGAGAAGAAAAAUAAAAUCCCGAGCAUGCAAGUUGGAUUCAUCGAUGCCAUUUGCUUACAACUCUAUGAGGCCCUGGCCCACGUCUCAGAGGCCUGCUUCCCCCUGCUAGACGGCUGUAGGAAAAAUAGGCAGAAGUGGCAGGCGCUGGCUGAGCAGCAGGAGAAGAACCUGAUGAACGGCGAAAGCGGGCAGCCCAAGCUGACCUGAAGGGGCCCGGGAUAGACCGA